CUUGAUUUCUUUUAUUAUUAUUUCAUUGGGAUUUUUGUACAUUUCUUGAAGAGCACACAUUUAAGUAGACUACAAUUUUUCAACUAAAAUUAUUUUUUAAAACUGUGUCUAUUUAGAUAAUAGUUUUUGGACAGAAUAGAUGAGUUGAUAUUUGAUUAGCUUUUACUUAGCAAUAAUGAUCAGCAAUGGUAGUGAGCUAAGCUUAAAGCCUAUAAAUCCAAUAAUAAAGUUCAAAAACGAAGGAAUUCAAACGGACAAUGCUGACGUUUGGGUUGAAGGCGACACUAAUGUAGAAAAAAGUGAUCCAGACUCCGAAAGUUUAAUAGACCUGACAUCGUCUAUCGACUCUGAGGAGUCUUUAACAAAAAGUUUUGAUCCUGAAUCGUGUUUUCUACCAAUUUCAUUAUUCAAUAACGAUAAUGGAGAUCUAUGCAAAGCCUUUUGUGAAACGUAUAAAGAGUUUUUUAAGGAUGUUUAUUUAAAAGGAGAAGGAACGGUAGAAGAAAAAUCAUCGAUCCACCAACAGCCCAUCCAGGACAAUUUUGCUAAAGAAAAAAUUAUACUAGAAGAAAAAUUAAUAAUAAAAGACUCGACGAACAGUGAAUUGGUUUUAUAUUCAAGUAACAUCCAAGUUGAGCAACAAAAGAAUUCUGUGGAAGUAUCAGCGAAAAAUUCUAAAAACUUUAAAGUUUCCAGUAGUUGUGCAAAAAAUAACUGGAGCCAUCUUGAUGGUGCAAAUAAUAAUCUCGACGCUUUUACAGGCAAACAAUGCACUGAUCAAAAAGAACAGAAGUAUGAAGACUUGGAAAUCAAUAACAAAAACGAUGUACUGAGUGAAAAUACAAUUGAAUGUUUAUUUGAUGAAAGGCUUCUAAAACACAUAGCUCCUUUCAUUAGUAAUAAUAACCAAGGUCAAGAAAAAAGCAAAAUAGACCUUGUGAAUUGCGUUCAUUCGCCAAUAGCUCAAAGUACUCAGGAAGUUUUUAAUGAAAAAUUAGACACCUGUGACGAGUCUGCUGAAACAGAGUGUUGCGAAGUGGUUAAAAAGGAAAACAUAAAAUACAAAGGUACUAAUGGUGAAAAAGAAAAGUCUGGUGAAAAAUCAUUUCAAGACUUAAAAUUUGAAGCAAGUGUCAGAUUAAAAAAAUUAGAAGAACGAAUAAAUAAUCAUACUCUUAAAAAAGUCUUGCCAAAUCAUAAAAACGAAAAUUUUAAUGAUAUACAGCAAUCUCCAUCAAUUGAAUUAAAAUCAUCGUGUUCGUCUGUAGUGUAUGUGCAUAGCGAGAAUGCUGCAAAUACGAGUAGCAAGUCUUCGUGCAUUGAUUUUCUCAGUUUCUCGGAAAAAGGAGAAAUUUCUUUAACACCUGAAACGAUUAUUGGAAGCUCAUCACUUUAUAAAACCAAGUCAUGUUCAAGUGCAAUCUUAUAUGAAAAUAAUAUUUUUGAAACUGUAGCAGACAAAAACAACGAAGAUAUAAAAGAAACGGAAUUUUCCAAAGAUAUUGAUGAAAAAAACAAUUUUCUCAACAAAGUAAAAGACAACUCUAUUGAGAAAGAUGAGCACAAUUUCUUAGAAAACAAAACAGACGAGGCAUUUGAAACAGAUAAAACUGUCUUCCAGAUUUUACAACACGUAUUAGAAGACUCUCCGACUUCAGACUCGGAAAUUUGUCGAAUUUUUUCUAAUGAGACAUUAGACUUCAAGAAUCCGAAUUACAGCGAAACUCCUGAAUCGAUUUCAAGGAAGCUGCCAAAGGCCCAUACAAGUUUACCUAACCGGGAUUUGACAACCUCAAAACUUUUUACACGUUGUGAAUUUAAUGCUAGGGAUUUUGCUAUUGUAAAUCAUUUUUUGAACAACAAUAAUAUUCAUGAAUGCUAUGACGAACUAGCUGAAGAGUUUGUAGAACAAGAAACAGAUUGUUAUGCAAAUUGUGAAGAUUUGUGUGACUGUUCAUUAGAAGCUAUCGCAAUUUGUAAUCAAGUACAUAAAAUGCGCGAAACAACCAUGGGACCGUUAAAAGGACUCUUGAAGAAACCUAAUAGGCCACCGGCAUCUCGUAAAAAUCGAGUCGUAUUCGAUGAAACAAAAAAUCAAUUUUUUGAUGCAGACUACAUUAUUUUGAUACGUGAGGAUUGUUUAUACGACGAAGAAGAGGAUACCGAGCCAUGUACUUGUGGAGAGCAUGAAUUAGUUAGAAUUUGUUGUGAUGAAGGAUGCUGCGGCUAUACAGAUGACGGACGAACUCCUCCGAGCCCAAAAUUUGCGCCACCAAUAGAAUUUGUUGACCAAGCAACACUUAGUCCUCCAGAGGGUUACAAAGACGCAGGCGGUAAUUUGAUUGACUCAGCAUUGCAAGGGGCAUUAGGAGGACAUGUGUUCGGUGCACAGCACAUUCAACAAUUACAAGUGAUACAACGUUUACAACAACAGAGAGCAGCUAUGUUAGCAGCAAAAGCAGCUCAAUCAAAUCAGCAAUCCACAUCAAAUGUAUGUGUUGAGUGUGCCGAGUGUUCCGAAUGUGCUGCAAAACAAUUUCAAGAAGAAUCCGGAUCUCAAUGUUCUGAUGAAGUGUCUCCGGCAUGUGAACUUCCCAUUGCUCUUGUUCCAAUCUCUAAUGCCUCUCCCGAACGGCGAAUAAUUCAUAAGGAAAUAGUUGCCGGAGAAGAAAGGCCAAAAAUCUCCAGUCCUAAAUUAACAAAUGACAAUUCAGAUUUGGACUCAAAGACGAAGUCGGAUUCCAUUAGUCAGAACCAUAAAGAAUGUGAAGCUAUUGACAGCGACGAGAGCAAUACCACAAAAAUGAACUUAGUUGGAUCAAUAAAUGGAAUUCUCAAAGGUGGAAGAUUAAGGAAGGGAGAUCCUCCACAGUUGGAAGAUUCACUCAAUACUACGUCUGAUGACGAAAAUGGUUCAAAGAGAUCAGUUCGAUUUACGGAAGAGACAAAGGAAAGAGAAGGUGGUGAAGGUGAAUCGCAGUUAGAUGUCGAUUAUCGUCAUCCAGUAGAUUACGUAUCACAUACAAUGAAGAGACAUUCAAGUAUUUUCCACAACGCACUACGACCUAAUUCAGCAUUGAGGCAGCUUUUCCCUACAACGGUGCAUUCUUCAAUUGUCCCGAACUCUAUUACGGAUGAAGCUCUAAAAACGUUGGAAGAAACAGGUACAUUGAGUUUGAAUGAUGCAAUGUUGAGUGAUUCGGAUACUGAAACAAUUAAGAAAACAAUAGAAAGGAAUGUUCUUAGACGAUCAUUGAUAAAAUAUGAGCCAAAGAAAAAAGCACCGACAAAAGAGAUUUCAUCUCUUGAGGAACGAAUUAGACAACUUACCUGUGAUAUCGAUGAGCCAUUAAAUGAAUUGGAUAACUACGACACGAGCCAAGGCGAUAUCUAUUCUUCUAAAGAAAAUAUUUCAGAUCUGAGAGGCAGCCCCACUGGUGAAGAAACACCACUUCAAAAUAAGACUGGUGACAAAAACUUUUCUCCAAGUUCGUCGGCUUCAAGUUCAUUAAGUGGCUCGGUUGGAUCUACCUAUAAGAAAAUAACGGAUCUUUUUAACCGCGAAAAACGUCAAGAUCGUAUAUCAGAAAAUGAAGAGACAUCUGCUGGAAUUGUACCGCAAGAUUGCCGAUGUCCUGCAGGACCAGAUUUGGGUCUAGGCGCACAAAUACAAGGAGGUCAUACACAAAUUCACCAACCACCACCACCACCUCCUCGUCAUCCUGAUACAAGACGACAAUUUUUAUCUACGUUGGUUCCUCUUACUGCAUGUGUUGCUGGUCAACGGGAUGACUUUUCUUACUAUACUUUAGCUCAACCAAACAACCGAAAUUCUAUCAGCAGUUCACAAUGCACAGAUUAUAGUAUAGGAGAUAUUGACAAAGCUUUAACUGAUGAAGAUAGUAAAAAAGUGGCCCCAGAUGUUAUUGCUGGCACACCUGGACAAGAAACAGAUGAAUUAGCUGCUUUUGCUCAACAAGAAUUUAACAGAACUGAAAAAUUGAAAAAGAGAUACAGUACUGAAAAUUCACACUCUAACCCCGGUUCAGACGAUGAUGAUGAGCAAAAUGAUUAUGGAUUUAAUAAACGACCUCAAGUAAAAGGCAUUAAAUCAAGAUAUAGCACCAAUGAAAUACUACAAGAAAUGCAAAAUCAAUUGUCUCAAAACAGUUUACAACAGCCCCAGAAAGCACAGGCAACUUUACAAACUCAAACAGCUCAAACCCAAAUUGUGCACUCUAGUACAUUACCUCGGCCCCACACAACAAUGCAUAUUGCUGCAAAGCAAAUUACGUCGCAUCACCAACAUACUGCUUCCUGGAGUUACUAUCCAGAGCAACAAGCAUCAAAUAAUAAUAUUCAACAAGAUGCCCAUAAUAAUUAUUAUCACUUACCAGCGAAUCCAAGGCACAGCUACCAUGGUCAUGAAACUGUUGGAAUGCAGCAAACGAUAACACACCAGCCACCAGGUCAGUACGGAAAAUUCGCUCGUAGUCCUACUCGCCGACCAGAAUCACCGCCUCCAUUACGCAAUUAUCAUCAAACUAUGGUCCUUAUUCCUUACAACAGUAAUCCUUAUCAACAAUUUACUUCAACCGAAACUGAAAGUACUUUCGGCAGGCAACAUAAUGUGGUGGAGUAUCAACAGGUCACGCAACAAACUAUCAGAGUUCCUGUGGGAUACACACUGCCUGGCAUGCAGCUCCAUGUAGUUGGUCCUUCCUCUCAUUACACUACAUUACCCCGAAUGAAUAACGGAUCGAAAAACUUGCAAUUUCCCCAAACAGAGCAAUCGUCUAUUAAUCCUAAGUACAAUGAACGUGGAAUAGCAAGAAGUGAGCCAGAAGGUGCAGCAUGCGUUCAGUCAAACGAUGUAGCAUUGUCUCCAACAAAUAAUCAGUCUCAAACUUCAAAUAUUAAUCCUCAAUCAUCUGCUGUACAGCCAAAGUCACAACCUGGAGCAGUUUACUACGCUAUGAAUGUCUGACCUAACGAUUAGUCUGCCAAUUAUUAACGAUACCCAGACAAGGCAAAACAAAUAGGCAUAUAGUUACUAGUGUUGUUCAAACGGGUUAAAUGUUAAAAAUAAAAAAAAGAAAAACCAAAAUUAUGACAACUCGUCUAUAAUCAAUCAAUAAAGUUAAUAUACAUACAUAUAUGAUAUAUAUAA
Messenger RNA from Culicoides brevitarsis, 5170 nucleotides. RefSeq lists its product as uncharacterized. Bases 176 to 4987 code for a protein of 1603 amino acids. The transcript has 10 exons. NCBI's taxonomy places the organism in Eukaryota, Metazoa, Arthropoda, Insecta, Diptera, Ceratopogonidae. The record is from RefSeq and is a predicted model, not a curated record.